UGUCCCUAAAAUGUUAUAUGAAAUUACAUUUCUUCGAAAUUUUUUAUAAACUCCGUAUUUUGAAAAAACAUUUUCCAAUUAUCGAAUUUGAAGAAAAUGUCAUAAAUAUUUUUAUUUUCAAUCAAAAGACAUUCCACCCUUGAUAAUAGAAAAAUAAUUUUUUCAAUACAACAAUCCCUCCCUUCUCUAUGUAUCGCACGGUUUAUCAAAAAGGCUGUUUUUCAGUCUUAUACAGCGUUGGGGGACAGCCAUUAUCCAAUUGGUCCAUUCAUACACAAAAUGGUUAUGUGAAAAGGAUUAUGGACGAAGACAUCAAGUCGAUGGUAUUGGAAAUAAUGGGCACCAAUGUAUCGACCGUGUAUAUAAGUACGCCUCGUGAGCCCAAGAAAGAGUUAGGCAUUAAGUUGCCAUUUUUGGUAUUGCUCAUUAAGAACAUGCACAAAUAUUUCACUUUCGAAGUAAAAAUCAUCGAUGAUCAACGUUUUGUACGUCGUUUUCGUGUUUCCAAUUUUCAAAGUAAAACUUCUGUGAAACCUUUCUGUACUUGCAUGCCCUUGGGCAUGUCACCUGGAUGGAAUCAAAUUCAUUUCAACUUAGCUGAUUUUACCCGCCGGGCAUAUAACACCAAUUACAUGGAGACUGUUCGUCUGCAGAUACAUGCAAAUGUGCGCAUAAGGAGAAUUUAUUUUACCGAUCGUCUAUACAAAGAAUCAGAGCUACCCCAGGAAUAUCGCUUAAUGAGAGAGCCAAAGACUAAAGGGUCCACAAUGUGGAAUGCACCACCGGCAGCCAGGCCACCUUCACCACUUUCCAAUCGAGAUGCUCAGACUGAGACAUUUGAAAUGGACGAAAAUCGAGUAGAAACAAUUAAAGGAGACUAGGAAUUGGUAGUAUUGGCAAAACUCUAUUCAGUUUCAAUAUAUUGUAUAGAAUAACUACGGAACAAUGUCCAAAAAAAAAUAUUUAAUUCUUCAAAAUCUUAUGGAAAAAUUGUUAUUGUUAA
Messenger RNA from Stomoxys calcitrans (stable fly), 1003 nucleotides. RefSeq lists its product as uncharacterized. Gene Ontology annotation, cellular component: motile cilium; ciliary basal body. Gene Ontology annotation, biological process: cilium assembly; positive regulation of cell motility; regulation of cilium beat frequency involved in ciliary motility. Bases 189 to 881 code for a protein of 230 amino acids. NCBI's taxonomy places the organism in Eukaryota, Metazoa, Arthropoda, Insecta, Diptera, Muscidae. The transcript is spliced from 3 exons. The record is from RefSeq and is a predicted model, not a curated record.